Mustela erminea (ermine) is the source of this 1626-nucleotide messenger RNA. RefSeq names its product C-C motif chemokine receptor like 2 (gene CCRL2). The record is from RefSeq and is a predicted model, not a curated record. Gene Ontology annotation, molecular function: chemokine receptor activity. Lineage: Eukaryota; Metazoa; Chordata; Mammalia; Carnivora; Mustelidae. The coding region runs from base 498 to 1580 and encodes 360 amino acids. The transcript has 3 exons. Gene Ontology annotation, cellular component: membrane; cytoplasm. Gene Ontology annotation, biological process: inflammatory response; chemotaxis; G protein-coupled receptor signaling pathway.
GGACGCCUGUCUAAAGGCCAGGGGGAAAUCAAAGGCGGGGUCCAGGGGGAACCGGGAGGAGAAAACAACUUCCUGGUUUCUCUCAGAGGCUUGAGAAACACUGUAGGGGUCCAGAGAAGCUUUCAAGUUUUCUUUGGGUUAGUCCCUGAAACCGUGACCAGUGACUUGUGGUGUAGAGCUCCCCAGGGCUUAAACAGUGGCUUCUCUUGCCCCCAAGGUCAGGACCGGGGCUGCUCAGAAGAAAGCCGGUGUCUCAGGGGCCCCAGGCCAUUCCCACGGCAGCACGGAUGGUGGGUCAGGAGGCUGUGCCCUGCCCCCCUGGAACUCUGUCAAGGGAACUCGGCCAGCCUGUCACAGGAAGCUGUCUGCCAGGGUGAACAGACUCUUUGAACACAUAGGAAUUAGGACUGAUACUUAUUUCAAGACACUAAACGGCGCUGCUUGGCUCUCUUUGAUGGUCCACCCAGCUGUAUGAAGGAAAAUAAUCUCACUGGUCCAUGCGGGGCAGCCUGAAGAUGGAUAAUUACACGUCAGCCCCCGACGAUGACUAUGACAUCCUCAUCGAGGAUGACGUGAAUAGCGACGAAGUAGAACAGUGCGACCCCUACGACCCCAAGUUCUUGGCGGCCCGCGUGGUUCCGCAGCUCUCCACCGCCGUGUUCCUGGCGGGUCUCCUGGGCAGUGUCUGGGUCGUGCUUAUCCUGGUGAAGCAUAUAGGACUCAAGCACAGGGAAAAUAUCUACCUCCUAAACUUGACCAUUUCAAAUUUGUGUUUCUUGCUGGCCCUGCCAUUCUGGGCCUACACUGGGACGCAUGGGGGGGUUCUCGACAACCCCUUCUGUAGAAUUCUAGUGGUACUUUACUCCAUAGGCCUGUACAGUGAAGUGUUUUUCAACGUCCUCCUGACCGUGCAGAGGUACCUGGAGUUUUUCCCCGUGAGCUUGCCCUCCACCACCCGGACAGCACGUUGGGGCUUGGUCUCAAGUGUUCUGGCGUGGGUCCUAGCCGCUCUGGUCAUUUUGCCCGAAUCCGUGUUUUACGAAGCUCAGAUGGAAAGCCAGACAUCCAAGUGCUUCUUCGGACGACCUCACUUCCUGCCGGCGGAGGAGACACCCUGGAAGCGUUAUCUGACCUUAAAAAUGAACAUUCUGGGACUUCUUUUUCCACUGUGCGUUUUUGUCUUUUGCUACGUGCGAGUGAGAAAAAUACGAAGGUCUGGGGAGAGGAGGUCUGGACGUUCCAAGCUUGUUUUUGCCAUAAUGGCUGUUUUCCUUCUGAUGUGGGGACCCUACAAUAUCGCCCUUUUCCUCUCCACUUUUAAAGACAUUUUCUCCCUGCAUGACUGCAAGAGCGACUACAACCUGGACAGGAGCGUUCAGAUCCUGAGAAUUGUCGCGGCCACCCACUGCUGCGUCAACCCCCUCCUGCACGCGUUCCUCGACCCCACAUUCAGAAGACACCUCUGCCACCCUUGCUCGGUGUGCAGUGGCCCUCCGCUUCAGUCCAGGGAGGAAUCUACACGAGAGGCAUCCAGAGAAGGACACGACCAUUCCAUUCCCCUCCGAGCUAGUGUAAACUAGCUUCUGUCUAAGGUAGCACAAAUAAACACUGAUUUUUGUAACAUGG